Quercus lobata is the source of this 357-nucleotide messenger RNA. RefSeq lists its product as uncharacterized. The coding region runs from base 1 to 357 and encodes 118 amino acids. The transcript is spliced from 2 exons. Lineage: Eukaryota; Viridiplantae; Streptophyta; Magnoliopsida; Fagales; Fagaceae. The record is from RefSeq and is a predicted model, not a curated record.
AUGAUUCUGCAGGCUAAAUAUGCUUCUGAUCUUCUUUCCAAAGCCGGUGUCACUGAUAACAAGACUGUUUCCACUCCUUUGGAAUACAAUGCAAAGCUCAUACCCUUGGACGGUGAACCUAUAUCCGAUGCUACUCGCUAUCGUCAGUUGGUUGGCAGUUUGAUCUAUCUCACUAUUACUUGUUCGGAUAUUUCACAUGCCGUGGGUAUGGUUUGUAAGUUCAUGGAUGCACCUCGUUCUGUCCACUAUGCUGCUGUUCUUCGGAUUCUCCGAUAUGUCAAAGGCACACUUUAUCAUGGUCUGCAUUACUCCUCUCGAUCUUCUCUCAAGCUUCAUGCUUAUUCAGAUGCUGACUAG